Anopheles stephensi (Asian malaria mosquito) is the source of this 1817-nucleotide messenger RNA. RefSeq lists its product as uncharacterized. The record is from RefSeq and is a predicted model, not a curated record. The transcript is spliced from 4 exons. Lineage: Eukaryota; Metazoa; Arthropoda; Insecta; Diptera; Culicidae. Bases 343 to 621 code for a protein of 92 amino acids.
UCUUGAGUUAUCUCGCACCACGAACAGUUCGCUCGCAGCUGCUACUGAGUACUGAAAUCUGUAAGCCUGAGUUUUUUGAGGAUUCAUCUACUACCGAUCAUCGCCGAUCCGUUUCCCCACCCCAAAGGGGGUUUUUCACGCUACAUCGUGCUCCAGCUUUUUCCACAGCCCAGAGCGGCGAGGUUUGGUGUGCUUGUUCUGACUUUUUUGAGUGUCUGAUUUUUGUGAGCAAUCGUUGGUUCGAAAGUGUGCGAGAGGAGAAUUGUGAUAAGAGGGACUUGUAUUUGUGCGUCGCACAGGACGAACAGUACCACCCGUAACCAAAAACCAACUCAACCGAAAAUGUUCAAGUCGCAUCUGGAAAUGAUCGGAAGCUACGAGCCCAUCAGCAAGAAGGCUCGCUUCUUCAACACCUACCUUAAGUCGCUGAAGGGAUCCCAAGACAUCAUGGCCAAGGAGAAGCGCAGCUACAGCUCGACCUUCGAAUCGCAGAGCAUCUACAGUGACUCGAAAUUCGCCUGCGAAAGAGUCAAGUCGCCCGGCUACCACUACAACCCGGUCAGCAAGGACACCUAUGGCGUUACGCCGAGAAAGAUCAACGCGCGCGAUUUUACCCGCUAAACGAUCGUGUGUGUAGCAGUAAUAUCUUUUUGUCUUAAUGUGUCCCUAAGUUCUUGAGCAACUACUACACCAAGAAGAAGAGAAAAAAAAACAUCUACCACUGUAAUGAUAUAGAUUUUAACCUUCGAAUGACAGAAAAAAAACUACAGACACACACCGAUACACACCGACCUACAGAACGACAGCGCUAGGCAUGAUAAUUAGCAGUGAACAGUGAGCAUGGUUUUUGCUGAGCUCGUCAGGGAGUCGACGGUUCCCGUGUCCGCAUAUAUAUGACGCAAAACGUGACCAUUUCCCGGCCGGCUAAGGGCGUGAAGAUCAGCAGCCAUACGUCGACACGAUAAGAGCAGUGAUGGCGGCGGCGAAUUUCUAUUUAUGUUCCUCGAGAAAGUUGCAGAACUUAGACCGGGAGGCGAAAAGAAAACAUACAUACGGUACAUACACACAAGUACGGGACGGAAACAGACACACACGCACACACUUCCAAACGAAUUCGAACACUGUUGAACAGCAGCAUGCACGAUUUGGUUUUUGAUGAAAUGACGACAACAAUGCACUGGGGACUCAACAACUAUUUUCGAACGGCAGCAUGAAACGACAGAACAAUUUAACACCGAUCCGAAGAACGAUCCUGAUCGAAGGGUUUGGAAAUUAUUCUGACAACCAACAACAACAAAAUGCCUUCGAGGGAUAUGGCAUGGAAAUUCGUGUGGAAAAAAACCACCGUUGCCUAACUGGGAAUGCGGAUAUGCGGAGACUGGGAACUAGGAAGCAACCGAGGUAGUGGGCCACCAACGCGAGAGUUUCGAGAUAACUGACAACAAGACAUACGUAGUUGUGUAACCGAUCAAACGAGCCUGAACGGAGCUUCAUUUAAGCCAAACCUACAGCAGACAUCCGUUCGACCGGCGGGAUGAAGCCGACCGGGGUAAUUGCGCGAAACAGCACGGCGUGUUGCAAUCCUGCGGCAAAGGAUGUGCUCUCCCAAACAAAACAAAACACACACAACAAACAAUACAAACACACACACACAAACACACACAGCGACACACAAACAAAACACUAUAUUUUUCUUUUCAUUUACCAUUAUGUGUAAAAUAUUUUUCUUUUAUUCGUAAAGUCAAGGCUGUAUAAGUUAUGAGAGCGAAAUGUAUAACAAACAAAAAAAGAAAUAAAAUCGUCGAAACGAAACCAAA